Messenger RNA from Maudiozyma barnettii, 2994 nucleotides. It is a transcript of the gene PTP2, whose product is annotated as tyrosine protein phosphatase PTP2. Gene Ontology annotation, molecular function: protein tyrosine phosphatase activity. The record is from RefSeq and is a predicted model, not a curated record. The transcript has a single exon. The coding region runs from base 1 to 2994 and encodes 997 amino acids. Lineage: Eukaryota; Fungi; Ascomycota; Saccharomycetes; Saccharomycetales; Saccharomycetaceae. Gene Ontology annotation, biological process: protein dephosphorylation.
AUGAAUAAAAGUAGUAAUACCGUUAAGACUGAAACAAACGUUUUGCCGACUAACUCAAGUAUUAUCAAGAAUUUUGUCGAUUUAAAUUCUAAUGAGUAUCGUAUCAAUGGAUUAAAAUAUUGUUCGACGGUGACUUCUUUGAUUGAUGAUUUUUUAUUGACAAAAGAAUCUACAAAAUCAGUAUCAUCUUCUGAGGAACAAAGCAACGUAUUGAUAUUUGAUCUUUCGCCAAAUGAGUCAGCAAUACCGUCACUUUUUACCGUUUCAUCACCUGCGUCAUCAUUGUCUACAUUAUUAUUCGAUCAUGAUAAAUCUUCAUUAUCAUUAUCCAAACAAACUUUUUUUAAAUUUCAUUUGAAUUUACCAAGUACAUUAUUGAAAAGGAAAAAUUUUAAAUUUGAAAACCUUCUACAGAUUACAUUCAACGAUGAAAAGAGAAAGCAUUUAUUAAAAUUGAUAGAUACUUGUAACGUAUUUGUAUUUUUUGAUAAAUUCUCAACUUUAUCACAUUGUUCUUUUCAGACAUUUUCGUUGAUUACUAAAUUUAUUAAAUUUUUAAAUUCAAUCAAUAAAUCACAGAAUUCACAACUGAUUCUCUUAUCAUUAGAUGAUAAAUUAUCAAACACGUCAAAGGAAUCAAAUUUGACACCAGCAUCGGACGAUUUCAUGAGUUCACAAAUUACUAAUAAUAAAUUUAUUAAUAAUUUGAAUGCGACAAGAAGAAUGAAGGAUAGACCCGCAUUACAAAACUUUAACCUGACAAUAAAAAUACCUAAAAAUUCUACCAAAGGUAUGUUUGUUCAUUCCAUUAAAAAGGAUUCGAUUCAUUAUUCACCAGUAUCCCUAAAGAAAUAUUUUACUUUUAAUAUACCAAACGAUAUCCAUACAAAUGAUUCCAUUUUACCUAAAUGGUUAUUCCCAUUUACAGAUGUACAGAAAAAGGACGAUAUUUUAUUGAUCUUAUUGAAAAAAUUUAAUUUAUUAGAAGAUAUGGAAGUUAAAAGAUUAUCCGAUUGCAUUAAUGACAAAAAUAAUAAUAGUACUAAUGAUUACCAGAUUCAAAAUAAUACUCUAGUGACUAAAGAAAGUGAAGAUUUAGAUCAGGAUGGUACUAAUGAGAAUGAGAAUAAGAAUGAUGACACGUCCUCAUCGCAGUCGUCAACAAGCAUAAAUACCCGUGCUACAAGUACUUCCACAGAUUUACAAUCAUCAAAUUCAUAUCAUAAGAUUUACUCUUUAACACAUUUACAAAACCAAUUCAAGAAACAGAAAAGAGAUUUAUUGAAAAGAAAAUCUACAAAUAAAAUAUCAAGAGCUCCUUCUUUACAUAGAAAAUCCAAUCCUAGACCGGAAAAUGUGCAUUCAACAACAAACGGAACUCAAGAAUCAAAAACAAAAGGCUUACAAUUACCACCCUUAAUUAUUACGGGUGCUAAUCAACAAGAAUCAUCUUCAACAUCCCUAGCAUUACAAAGAUCAAGAACUUUUUCAAAUAACACUACCUCUGAUCUGUCUGAAAAUAAUAUGAAUAGUAGUAAUAGCGAUACAUUAAUGACCCCCUUAGUACAUUACGAAGUAUCCCAAGGUAUUCAAUCCUUUAAUAAAAAUAGAUAUUCCAACAUUUUACCUUAUGAACAUUCUAGAGUGAAACUUCAAUAUUCUCCACUAAUACAUAGUGCCACCGGAAUUAAAAGUACGGGCACUUUUUCUACGAACAACAGCAAUAAUAUUCAUUCAUCCUCUCAUUUAAAUGAAGAUAAUAUCUCAGUUCAUCUUGCACAUACCUCACCUUCGUCAUCAUCAUCUUCGUCAAGAUCACGCUCAAAUUCAAAUUCAAAUUCACAUAGGAAAAGAAAAAAUUCUUCAUCAUAUUUCUCAUUAAACAACAUACCACAAUUCAGUCAAAAUUUGAUUGCACCCAGAGGAGCAGUAUCACCUACUUCAUCGUUAUCAUCAUACUCCAUAUCGCCUUUGGUCCAGACUACUUUUGAAAAUGAUACCACCUUGAACCAACAAUUACUAGAACCACCAAACCCAAUAGAUAGCCGAGAAACAUCACCUACAGGGAUAAUAGAUACCCCAAGUUCAUUAAAGAACUUAAAUACCCAUUCCUUAUCUACAGACAGCACAAGGGAACCUUCAUUUGAUGAAGAAAACCCAAGAAGAUUUAAUGAUUAUAUCAAUGCUAAUUACCUUUCAUUGCCACAAAUCAAUUCAGACUAUGAAUAUAUCGCAACCCAGGCUCCAUUACCCUCUACAAUCGAUGAUUUUUGGAAAGUCAUUAUGUCCAAUAAGGUGAAAGUAAUUGUGUCGUUGAAUUCUGAUGAUGAGUUACAACAUAAAAAAUGGGAUAUUUAUUGGGGUAGCCAAUAUAAUAGAACUACUCAAAGAUUUACAGUUAACAUUGUGAAAGCAGUUAAAAAUGUUUAUAAUCUAGAUGGGUGCACUUUAAGAGUCUUUCAAGUAGUUAGAAACAAUAUAUCACCUUCUGAGUAUUGUGUUGUUUAUCAAUUACAAUAUUCGAAAUGGUUGGAUUCAUGUAGUGCCGACAUGGGAGAUUUACAAAAAUUGUUUAGAAUUAAAAAUCAUUUAAUUAGUUCUCCUAUCAAGUUCUUAUCAAAGCUAGAUAUAUCCCUUGAUAUGAUAUCAGAUCUGACCACUCUACAGAAAAAUUGUAGCAAUUAUAGAAGAGCUUCGAUUUCUAAAGACACCCAUAAUAAUGUGCCAUUAUUAGUUCAUUGUUCUGCUGGCUGUGGUAGGACAGGAGUAUUUAUCACUCUAGAUUUCCUUGUUAACAUACUAACUGCUGGGAAGGAUAAGCAUAAUAAAAUCGAUGUAUGGAAUAUGGAUCAAGAUUUAAUUUUUAUUGUAAUCAAUGAAUUAAGGAAACAACGUAUUUCAAUGGUUCAGAAUUUAACCCAAUAUAUAUCAUGUUAUGAGUCGAUGUUAAAUUAUUUUUCCAUCCUGAAGAGAAAAAAUGAGACAAAAGAUUAA